AUGACUGAUGCGGCGGCGGAGACCACUAUCAAGGUGGUGUGCCGUUUCAGGCCGCUAAACAGUUCGGAGUUGGCCCGGGGAGACAAGUACAUCCCGAAAUUUCAAGGGGAAGACUGUGUGGUGAUUGCGGGUAAACCAUACCACUUUGACAAGGUCUUCGGGUCCAGUACGACUCAGGUGCAGUUCUACAAUGCUGUGGCUCAGAAGAUUGUCAGAGAUGUUCUUGAGGGCUACAACGGCACUAUAUUUGCCUACGGGCAGACAUCUUCAGGCAAAACGCACACAAUGGAGGGGAAACUGCAUGAUCCUGACAUGAUGGGAAUCACCCCCAGAAUUGUUGAAGACAUUUUCAACUACAUUUAUUCCAUGGAUGAGAACCUGGAGUUUCAUAUUAAAGUUUCCUAUUUUGAAGUCUAUUUGGACAAAAUCAGGGACCUGUUGGAUGUAAAAAAGAACAACCUUUCUGUGCAUGAGGACAAAAACAGAGUGCCCUAUGUCAAGGGGUGUACCGAGCGUUUUGUGUGCAGUCCUGAUGAGGUCUUGGACGCCAUAGACGAAGGCAAAAACAACAGAAUCGUGGCUGUCACAAACAUGAACGAGCACAGUUCCAGGAGUCACAGCAUCUUCCUCAUCAACAUCAAGCAGGAGAACACUCAGACCGAACAGAAACUUACUGGCAAGCUCUACCUCGUCGACCUGGCUGGAAGUGAAAAAGUGGGUAAAACUGGAGCAGAGGGCACAGUGCUGGAUGAAGCCAAGAUGAUCAACAAGUCCCUAUCUGCACUGGGAAAUGUGAUUUCAGCUCUGGCAGAGGGCUCGACCUACGUGCCGUACAGAGACAGUAAGAUGACCAGGAUCCUGCAAGACUCCCUGGGAGGCAACUGUCGGACCACCAUGGUCAUCUGCUGCUCGCCAUCUGCUUUCAAUGACGCUGAGACCAGGUCAACACUGCUGUUUGGACAAAGGGCAAAAACCAUCAAGAAUUCAGUGUCUCUGAAUAUGGAGCUGACCGCAGAGCAGUGGAAGAGCAAAUGGGAGAAAGAAAAGGAGAAGAACAAGACGCUGAGGAACACUGUCACCUGGCUGGAGAACGAGCUCAAUCGCUGGAGGAAUGGAGAGAGUGUGCCAGUGACUGAACAGUUUGACAAGGAGAAGGCCAAAGCAGAGGUGCAGGCGCUGGAGACUGCUACGAACAAUGACAAGACACCACCCAAACCAGCCCUGACUACCGUACCCGGGGUCCAACUCACAGACGCUGAGAAAGCCAAGUAUGAGGCAGAAAUGGCCAAGCUCUACAAAGAGCUGGAUGACAAGGACGAAGAGAUCAACCAGCAAUCUCAGAUGGUGGAGAAGCUGAACGAACAGAUUUUGGACCAGGAGGAGCUCCUAGCCUCUACGCAGCAGGACCAUAACACCCUGCAGACAGAGCUGAAGCGGCUGCUGGCAGAGAAUGAAGCCUCCAAAGAAGAGGUGAAGGAGGUGUUGCAGGCCCUGGAGGAGCUGGCUGUCAACUAUGACCAGAAGAGUCAGGAGGUGGAGGACAAAGCACAGGAGUUUGAGGCCCUCAGUGAGGAGCUGAACCAGAAAUCUAACUGCUUGACCUCCAUUGACUCCGAACUGCAGAAACUCAAGGAGAUGACCAACCACCAGAAGAAGAGGGUCACCGAGAUGAUGUCAUCAUUACUCAAAGACCUUGCUGAGAUAGGCAUCGCUGUGGGAAGCAACGACAUUAAGCAACAGGAGAGCACUGGCCUCAUUGACGAGGAGUUCACCGUGGCUCGUCUCUACAUCAGCAAGAUGAAGUCAGAGGUGAAGACGAUGGUGAAGCGCAGCAAGCAGCUGGAGAGCUCCCAGGCCGAGAGCAGCCAGAAGAUGGAGGGAACUGAGAGGGAGCUGACUGCCUGCCAGCUGCGCAUCUCCCAGUAUGAAGCUAAAAUCAAGUCCCUGACAGACAACCUCCAGAAUGUGGAGCAGAAGAAAAGACACCUGGAGGAAAAUGUGGACUUUCUCAAUACAGAGAUAGUGAGAAUCAAAGCCCAAGAUAAUGUAAACGCCAUGGAGAUGGAGAAUGAGAUCCAGUCCGCCAAUGAAGUCAAGGAAGCUGUGGAGAAGCAGAUCCAGACUCACCGAGAGGCCCAUCAGAAGCAGAUCAGCAGCCUGAGAGACGAGCUGGACAGCAAGGAGAAAGUCAUCACCGAGCUGCAGGAUCAGAACCAGGAGAUCAUACUGGAGCAGGAGAGGCUGAAAGUGGAGCACGACAAGCUCAAAGCUUCGGACCAGGAGAAGAGCCGUCAGCUGCAGGAGCUCACGGUGAUGCAGGACAGGCGGGAGCAAGCCAAACAGGAUUUGAAAGGACUGGAGGAGACUGUGGCCCGGGAGCUGCAGACACUCCACAACCUCAGGAGGCUUUUUGUCCAAGACUUGUCUGCCAGACUCAAAAAGAAUGCUAAAAUGGAUUCAGAGGACUCAGACGUCACUGCAGCCCAGAAACAGAAGAUCUGCUUCCUGGAGAACAACCUGGAGCAGCUCACCAAAGUCCAUAAGCAGCUGGUACGGGACAAUGCCGACCUACAAAGUGAGAUUCCUAAAAUGGAGAAGCGCCUGAGGGCCACUGCUGAGCGGGUGAAAGCCCUGGAGGGCGCUCUGAAGGAGGCCAAAGAGAGCGCGGUACGGGAGCGCAAACGCCACCAAGAAGAGGUGGAACGCAUUAGAGAAGCCUCCAAGCCCAAGAACAUGGGCAGGAGAGCCUCAAUAGCCAAGCCCAUCAGGCCAGGCCAGCUGCUGGGUGCCUCCCCCUUGAUAUCCGGCAGGUCCAACCUCAUUAACAACCAGUCAGGCAUCUCGGAAUGA
Messenger RNA from Scomber japonicus (chub mackerel), 2850 nucleotides. Its product is annotated as kinesin-1 heavy chain-like. The coding region runs from base 1 to 2850 and encodes 949 amino acids. The record is from RefSeq and is a predicted model, not a curated record. NCBI's taxonomy places the organism in Eukaryota, Metazoa, Chordata, Actinopteri, Scombriformes, Scombridae. Gene Ontology annotation, molecular function: microtubule binding; microtubule motor activity; ATP binding. The transcript is spliced from 25 exons. Gene Ontology annotation, biological process: microtubule-based movement.